Hibiscus syriacus is the source of this 1571-nucleotide messenger RNA. RefSeq names its product protection of telomeres protein 1a-like. NCBI's taxonomy places the organism in Eukaryota, Viridiplantae, Streptophyta, Magnoliopsida, Malvales, Malvaceae. Gene Ontology annotation, biological process: regulation of telomere maintenance via telomerase; telomere capping. The transcript is spliced from 10 exons. Gene Ontology annotation, cellular component: nuclear telomere cap complex; chromosome, telomeric region. The record is from RefSeq and is a predicted model, not a curated record. Bases 75 to 1418 code for a protein of 447 amino acids. Gene Ontology annotation, molecular function: telomerase inhibitor activity; G-rich strand telomeric DNA binding.
CCCUAUACUCAACCCUAGCCUGAAAAAAAGUUGACGUUCAAACUUCUUAACAAAUUGCAGAGAGAGAAGGGAAGAUGGGUGAUUACAAGUUUCUUAAGAUAAAGGACGCCAUUGCUUGCAUUAAUCAGAACAUUAACAUAAUUGCCGUCAUUGUCGACCUCAGUCCGCCCCAGAAAACCAGAGGCACCGAUUAUAUCUGUAAGCUGAAAAUAAUUGAUGAGUCAUAUGAGUUCGGGAUUCCCGUGCAUUUAUUUGCUCAACAAAUCGGCGAUCUUCCUCUUGCUGCAUCUGUUGGGGACAUUAUUCACUUUUCAUCUGUCAAGAUGGAAAUGCAUGAUGGAGUUGUAUAUGCUGUAUUCAACAAAAAGGUCUCUUCAUUUGCUUUGUAUGAUGGGAAAGAUGGUGAAGAUUUCCAUCCUUAUAAAGUUUCUUUACGAUUUCAUGCGAGAGACCAUGAUGAAAAGAUAAUAGCAGGACUCAGAAAAUGGUUAGCAAGUUCAGAGGUCAUUUAUGAGCUGGGUUUCUUAUUAUUGAGGGAGAUCAACCAAGUGAUUGUGGGUGGUGUUAAUUUAGCUUGCAAGGUACUUCAUAUAUGCAAAAGUACUAAUGAUGAGUGGAUGGUCUUUCUUUGGGAUGGAACUGAUGCUCCACCUAUCAGUAUUAAUAAAAGGCUGGAAGAUGAAAUGCAUAAUCCGCUUCCUCUACAUUUCGAACCGUUGCCUUCAUCAAGAGAUGUGUUAUCUACAUUUCCUACUGCUGGAACCAUCUUAAGAAUGCGCCUUGAUGUCAACUGCAUAACAGAUAUCCUUCAGUUGCUGAAAGCUGGUCGAUGGGUGAAACUUUUUCGUGUAUCAUGCAAAGUGCAUGAAGGAUUAUGGUAUGGUGUGUUCACAUCUGCUUCAAAGAUCCAAGAUAUGCCAAAUGAUGAUAUUCUCGUACUUGAGCGCCAGAGCAAUUAUGAUCGUCGAUCAAUACGUAAACUAGAUCGGAUGCCAUAUUGGAGCUUUCCAUGGGCAUCAAAAAUCACAGAGGUUAACUGUGAUGAUGCUGCGCCAUUUGUUACAUUGAUGGACCUUCUCACAAAUCAAAAGGUACCAAUGAGAUUCAGGUGUGUAAUCCGAGUUGUUGCUGUGGUUCCUUGGCGAGUUGAGGAUUUCCGCCGCCGUCGUGAUGGACUUUAUAGGGUUAGGUUUACCCUAGAGGAUCCAACUACCCGAAUCCAUGCUUAUGCAUUUGCUGAAGAUGGGGAGAGAUUUUUCAAUUCUUCAUCCACUGAUGCACUGAGACGGAAGCUAACUCAAUUGCUCGGAGUGCCAUCGAGUGGUGGUGCCAGAAAUCCGCCGUGGGUGGAGUGUUGCUUGAUGUCCCAUUCGGUCGGAAAUGGCAGUUGCAUAUGCGAUACCAAGCUUCUUGAUUAACGAGCUUCGACUCUACUUGCUUUUAUAUGUAGCCAGCUUAUUUUAAGUUCAGGAGAAACAAGGAAUUAGUUACCUCUUUUGCUCUUGCUAUCUGUUAUUUCUGCCAAGUAACUAGAAUCAAUGGGGAUGAUGUAACUAAGAUACCCUUUUAUC